Molecule: messenger RNA, 6291 nt
Organism: Phymastichus coffea
Lineage: Eukaryota; Metazoa; Arthropoda; Insecta; Hymenoptera; Eulophidae
Gene: Src64B
Product: tyrosine-protein kinase Src64B
Exons: 7
Coding region: 136-1830 (564 amino acids)
Biological process (GO): cell surface receptor protein tyrosine kinase signaling pathway; protein phosphorylation; cell differentiation
Cellular component (GO): extrinsic component of cytoplasmic side of plasma membrane
Molecular function (GO): ATP binding; non-membrane spanning protein tyrosine kinase activity; signaling receptor binding
Source: RefSeq, a predicted model, not a curated record
CCGUCGAGGAUGGCGUCGAAUCGCUCGGCUUAGUUGGUGGCUCGGCAAUCCUCAGGGACGAACUUCCGACUCCGCGUUAGAGAAGAUAGGAGAUUUGAGUGACGGUCGGCUACAUACUCAGCUCGGAUAGUCAAAAUGGGUACAUGUUGCAGCAAGCGGCCUGAGCCGCAGCCGAUCGGCUACAAGAAAGCCGAGGUAGGACUGAAUUCGAAGCACAGCAACGGUGGCUCUCUCGACCGCUACACAGCCGAUCCGAACCAGAGGGGAGCUCAGUCGCGAGCCGACAUUAUAAGGCCCCGACCAACGCCCUGUAAGGCACUGCAGCUGUUAGCCGUCGCCACGCCGGCGACGCUGGCACCGCUUAUGCUACCCGUAGCUACUGCUAACCAUCAGCAGGCCCAAGCGCGAAAAUUAUGCGCCAAUGGCCCCUCACCUGCAUCGCACUCGCAACGAGCGAACAAGAUCGUGGUGGCUCUCUACAACUAUACGGCGCGCGAAAGUACCGACGUGAGUUUCGUCAAAGGGGACCGAAUGGAAGUACUCGAUGACUCCGAACAUGACUGGUGGAAGGUGUUGCAUCUCACUACACUGCAGGAAGGAUUAAUUCCGUAUAAUUUCGUCGCUGUGGAAAGAUCCGUCGAGAGUGAGGACUGGUUCUUUGAGAACGUUUCGCGCAAAGAGGCGGGUAAACUGCUGCUGGUAGACGAGAAUCCUCGCGGAACGUUCCUGGUAAGGCCGAGCGAGCACAACCCACGUGGUUACAGUUUGUCGGUGAAGGAUUGGGAGGAAGGACGCGGGCAUCACGUCAAGCAUUACAAAAUUAAGCCCCUCGACAAUGGUGGCUUCUUCAUAGCUACUAACCAAACCUUUCCAACUUUACAAGCUCUCGUUUUGGCUUAUAGCAAAAAUGCACUUGGCCUGUGCCACGUAUUGUCGAAGCCAUGUCCAAAGCCACAGCCAGACAUGUGGGAUUUGGGUCCGGAACUACGCGACAAAUGGGAGAUCAACCGUAACGAGAUACAACUCAUACGUAAACUUGGACAUGGUAACUUUGGCGAAGUUUACUAUGGCAAGUGGCGUAACAAAAUUGAGGUAGCUGUGAAGACACUUCGGCCCGGUACCAUGUCGAAAGAAGCGUUCCUACAGGAAGCUGCAAUAAUGAAGCAAUUCCGACAUCGUCACCUAGUAGCCCUUUAUGCGGUUUGCUCCAAAGAAGAGCCCAUCUACAUUGUACAAGAAUUCAUGUGUAACGGCAGCUUGUUAGAUUUCUUACGUACGGGCGACGGUAAAUUCAUGCAGUUCGAAGAUUUGAUCUACAUAGCAGCGCAGGUAGCAUCGGGCAUGGAACAUCUCGAGAGCAAGCAAUUGAUACACAGGGAUUUGGCGGCGAGAAAUGUACUCAUCGGCGAAAAGUACAAAGCGAAGAUCUGUGAUUUCGGGCUUGCUCGCGUUAUCGAGGACGACGAGUAUUGUCCACGCCAAGGCAGUCGAUUCCCUGUUAAAUGGACUGCACCCGAGGCUAGCAUUUACGGCAGGUUCAGCAUUAAGAGUGACGUCUGGUCCUAUGGUAUUCUACUUAUGGAGCUAUUCACUUACGGACAGGUUCCUUAUCCUGGUAUGCAUGGACGUGAGGUGAUAGAGCAGGUGAAUAAAGGCUAUCGAAUGCCUAAACCGGUUAACCAUCCACUACCCGACAGUAUCUAUCGAUUGAUGCUACAGUGUUGGGAUGCGGUACCGGAAAAACGGCCAACUUUCGAAUUUCUCAAUCACUACUUCGAGUCGUUUAAUGUAACAAGCGAAAUACCAUACUUGGAACCACCAACAGACUGAUACAUGGCCCAUCAUGUAACUGGUCACAUGGUGCCACACCACGCCCAUUACCAUCCACAUAACGUCAACUGUGCCAUGGAAUUUUAUGGUAUUUACUGCUGAACGUGAUAAGAAAGCAAAAAAUGUACUGCUGCACAUUCUUCGGAUUUACUCACAUGGAUUCUUUCCUUUUUUUCCAAUCCAAAUUAACUUACAAAAUACUGUCACGAAUGAUUGUUUUUCCUGUUUUGCACCUUGUUACGUGGAAGAGACAAGAAUAUUUUACAAUACGACAAAAUAUAUUGUUUGGAAAAUGUUCAAAUGUAAAUUGUCAAGAGAACGGAAAUAGCGAUCGAAUCAUUAUUAAAUUUUCAAAGGUGAUUUUUAUUGCAAAUAUAAUAAUGAUUUCGAUACGACCAUUCAAAUUUUCAAAAACCAAUUAUACUUUGACGUAUUUUCUGGAUCAAAUGCUUGACAUUUACAAUUGAAGCAAGCACUAUACAAUUUUGUAAAAUACUUAUAAAAAUAGAUGCGUCUUCCAUGUAACAAUUAAUACCUCCAAGCAGCAGGAAAAAAAUGACAGUGCAAAUGAUCAACGAUAAAAGACUCCAUGUGCCAUAAAAAUAAAAACGCGCACGCAUAAUUUGUAUACGUGCGCACUAUUAUCGUUAUUCGUUGUGUUUGAAACGGAACAAAAAAGGAAAAUAUGAGCGUGGAUUGCCAUGUAUAGAGUCUUUGAAAAAAUAAGUCAUUUUUACACGAAAACGAAUUCGAUGACAUGAACGCAAAGGAGUUUUAAGAAUCAUUUUAAACAAAGUAUUUAUGAAUGCAACAAAAAGUAGAUCUGUUUCGAAUUGACAAUUAAACGUAAAACUGUUAGGGUAAAACUAGUUACCGCGUAACUGCAAAUUAGUCUGUUAGAAGCAGUUACUAUUUAUAUGAAUGAAGUAAAAAAGAAACAAAUUAAAGAAUAUCGAUAUAAAAAUGUUUCGCGAAAUAUAAGAGUUAGGCUAAUGGAGUUUUUUUUCUAAAUAUUUCAAUCCUGCGACAUAGAGGUGUCUGAAUGGUGGGUCUGAAUGGUGAGUUAAAUUUAUAAAAAAUAAUACAUUGACAAAUUCGAUAGAAACCAAUAAAAUACGAAGACGCAUAGAUUCAUUCUAAUAUUAGAUAAAUAAAUACAUAAAUCACCGUAGAAUUUUGUUAAAACGAGUUUGAAUAGUUAAUAAGUCGCGGCAAAUUGACAAAUGCAUUUAAUAUACAUACGUAAUUGAUGGACUCAGUAUUCGUGCAAAAACCAAGAAAUAAGCAGAAAAACAAAUAAAUUCUUUUAUUUUGCUGUGAUUUGAGCUGCCUACUAACGAUCCAUGACUCUAAAAUGACGUAUAAAUGAUGAAAAUAAAUAGCAUGAAAAGGGUUUUAUCGCACCGUUAUAUCUACAAUUAAUUCAUCUAUAACUAAUGAGAAAUAAAAUUAAGUCGUCAAGACGUCAGAUAGUAGAUAGUAUACAUGGAAUAUUUUGAAGAAAUUCUAUUUUUCUUUGUGGGUUCUAAUGAGGAUAGGUUACCGGAUAUGUCUCUUACACUAAAGGAUAUAUACUGUAACGGAGUUUUCACGAUUGGUAGCGUAAACAAGUCACUAAAAAACAAAUAUGAUAAAAACUCAUGAUAUACAAAGUUCGUUACUAACUGAAGCUAAACUUAAAGCAAUGGAUGUUACUCGUGCAAAGUAAUCACGAAAAAAUGUAAAGAUUAUCUUUUUGACACCAGUAUGGAUCCCACCACCGGCACAAUAAAACUGUUACCUUUCCGAUAACAAAAAUUAAAAAGUAUGCCGUUCGUCGUGUUACUUGAUAAACUCAAAAAAUUCAAUUUUUGUAAAUACUCGAUUUUGUAUACACGAUACUAGAUACUACAUUGCUAGGCAAAAAAUCUUUAUCGCAAAGGGAAAAUAUUUUUAACAUAGAUAUUUUAUGUUAGUUGCAAAAGAUAUAUAAAGAAUGCAAAUACAGGCAUUGCAAUUUGACGAUACUAUUUUUACUUUAAAAUUUUAAAGUAUUCAAUAUAGUAUUUAAAAAUAUAAAUUUUUUAUUUAGUUCUUUAGAUUUUUGCCGAGCAAUCAUUAUAAAAUGUAGAUACUCUCAAAUUACGGGUCAAAGUUGUACGGCCCAUGUAAACAAAAUGAAUAAUUCAAUGACACAUCAAAAUAAUGUGGUAAUAUCUUAUUUUAUAAGCUAAUGAGGAUAAUAUGAAAAGCAUUUUUACGGAUGCUAAUGCACCGAAUUAAUAAAAACACAAAAGAGAAACGAGAAUCAGUCGCUUUUCAAGUUGAAAGUUUUCAAUGACAAAAUCGCAUUUGAGAUUACAGGUUUUUCCAUGAAGUGUACUUCUGCAUAACUUUUCAAAAUUUUCGAAAAAGAGCGAUUAGAUUCUCCAUCGAAAAAAAAAAAUUUAAUAAAAGUGUAUGCCAAAUUUUUGAUAAAACGACGUUUUAUCGUUUGAUUUGACUCCUUCAUGCGAGAUGGAUGAAUUCGAAUACCAAUACUAUUUAUCGUAUACCAAUUUUCAAUUAGUAUUAGCUUAUUUAAAUACCAAUGAAAUCUAUCGUAACUAGCGGACAUUAGAUUGAGAGAGAAAAAAAAAAUCUGACUGAUAUGAAAUUGAAACAUUUGAUGACUAUUAGACCAUUGCACGAAAGAUUUAUCAUCAUUUGUCACUCAUUAAUUUUGUUAAAUGUGGGACCAAAUAAGGUUUUGCAUUGUUCCAGUAAACAUUCUUAUGUACUGUUAUGACUUGUAAUUUCAGUAUUUCUCUUCUAAUCACAGUGACAAACAACGUGCAUUUACUUUAUUUGUUUAUUGCCAACAUUGUAUUCCCUGAAAACGAGCUGCCGCAUCAAGAAAAUACAAAGCAUAUUUGAAAAAAGCCCUAGAGACGUUAGAAUUUUAUAUGUAAACUUCGACAAAAAAGAUGAAUAUGAAUUUUCUCCCACGGUGCUUUUCUCUACGACUCACGAUCACUCAUACAUUUUGUAUACUAUCAUAGCCUUUAAGAUUUUUUCUAUAAAUAUUUUUAGUCGAAUCUCAGUGCUGUUUCAUAGGACUCCUGUUAUGCAUGGAAAUUCGUAUUCAUCAAGAAAUCAAGGUAGUCGAGCGAUUGAUCCAGCGUUUGUCUGGUUCAUCAGCGCAUUUUGUACAUUUUUACCUGCGAUGUAAGUCAUUAGAAAAGAAAAAACUUUUUUUCUAUUUAAGUAUUCUAUUCCACAAAUGUCCAGCAUUUGUCACACACACAAAAAUGAAUCUCACCUAUGUGCUGUAUCCUGUGUUCACGUAUAUGAAACACACCUGUAUUUUUUUCAUAUAUCUAUAACGUGUGAUGAGUAAAGUAUCAGCGUAUAUGAUUAUUGUAAUUAGCGUGCUUGUUAGAUGAAAGAAAAAUAGGCUAACGAGAGCAUUCUUUGAUGCGUUAAAUGAGCAUACUCAAUUGCGACAUUUUGUUUUCUCCUGUGAAUUACAAGAAAAUUAACGUUGGGAAGAUUCGCAGAAAAAUAGAGGAAUGGCCUAGCAACAUAACAUUUUCAUUUUUGCAAUUUAAAACGCUUUUCUUGAGUAUGCCUGAUUUAACAUAGUCGUCGUUACAUAUUCUGUCCCAGAGCCAUAUCGAAGUACAUACGUUCGCUCUCUCAGUGACUUAUAGAUGCAAAAAGGAAAAAUAAAACGGCCAGUCGUGAGAAUCGACUGUGCUUCUCGCAAAGAUAAAAAAAUGAUACGUUUAGAUUGAGUCCUGCUUGUUUCCUGGCGAAGAAAAAAGAAAUUUUUAUCGAGAACGUAAAAUAAACGAGUCUAUUUUUGCUCGACAAACCUAGUAGGUGAAUAUUUUGUAAUGAAUCGUUGAGAGAAAAUUAUUAUAUUGUGCAGAGUGUGCCUGGGUGUGUACGCCGCGUUUUCGUUUUCCUACUUUUUCGUCGACGGAUUCCCUCCUCGGGUGCUAAAACGAACGCGAAUCCAUCCCGUAUAUCUAUUUUUGUCUCGACACGGCGCGUCAUAUAUAUAUAUACACUCUCGCAUAAAGUGUAAUUGUAAAGAAAAGAAACCAUCGUCGACGCGCUGUACUUAAAAAACAAAGAGUUACUAUACGAGAGAGACGCUAUAUAGCAAGCUGAAGUAUAAGCGAGCGAGCGGUGAAAGAUCGAGAGGUGAACGUACGAUGAGUCAUGUCGCGAGCGCAGAUUUCGUCCAGCAUAGAAUGAGAGAGAGAGAGCGAGAGAGAGAGGAGACACUUUCCGUUCCGCUUCUUUUCCUGCGAGCGAGUAUAUGUGUGCAUGACUUUUUCUUCUCGACGUGUCGGUUACGGGACUCUUGAUUUAACUAAGAAUUUAUAUAAAAAUGCUAUCGUCAUUGUUUAUUGUACCAAAGCUCUUCUUUUUUUACGUGCUAAGUAAUUUAAUUAUUAUUUUGUAAUAUUAAUAUAAUUAUUAUAACGCAUA